AUGGCGGCGGCCGGGACGGAGGCGUCUGCAGCGCGCAGCCCGGGAGCCCCGGCGGGGGCGGCGGCGGCGGCGGCGGCGGCCCGAGCCCGGCGCCCGCCCCCGGCGCGGCCCGCGCGGCUGCCCCCGGUGCUCGCGCUGCUGGCGGCGGCGGCGGCGGCGGCGGCGGCGGCGGCGGCGGCGGCGGCGGCGGCGGGCGCGGGCGGCGCGGCGCGGCUGUACCGCGCGGGCGAGGACGCCGUGUGGGUGCUGGACAGCGGCGGCGUGCGCAGGGCCACCGCCAACAGCUCGGCCGCCUGGCUCGUGCAGUUCUACUCCUCGUGGUGCGGCCACUGCAUCGGCUACGCGCCCACCUGGCGGGCCCUGGCCGCGGACGUGCGAGACUGGGCAGCCGCCAUCCGCGUCGCCGCCCUAGACUGUGCGGAGGAGAAGAACCAGGAGGUGUGCCGCACCUACGACAUCCACUUCUACCCCACCUUCCGGUAUUUUAAAGCGUUUACAAAGGACUUUACAACUGGAGAAAAUUUUAAAGGGCCCGACCGAGAACUGCAGACAGUGAGGCGGACCAUGAUCAACUUCCUGCAGAACCACACGGACGGAAAUCGGCCCCCCGCCUGCCCGUCCUUGGACCCCAUUAGGCCCAGUGACGUCCUUUCGCUCAUCGAGAAGCGAGGCGACCGGUAUGUGGCUGUGCUGUUGGAAGACGACAGCUCCUACGUGGGACGUGAGGUGAUCUUAGACCUGAUUCCUUACGAGCGCAUUGAGGUGAAGCGGGCGCUGGGCUCCGACACCGCCUUCCUGCAGAAGCUCGGCGUGCCAUCCCUCCCCUCGUGCUACCUGAUCCACCCGAACGGGUCGCAUGGGUCAGUCAUCGUGGGGAAGCCACUCCGGUCGUUUUUCUCCUCUUACCUGAGGUCACUGCCGGGAGUGAGGAAGAAACCCAGUUCCCUGCCUGGGAGACCCAGCAGAGAGGAGAGCUCGGAGGCUGUGGUCUGGAGGGACUUUGACAGGUCCAAGCUGUAUACGGCCGACCUGGAGUCGGGGCUGCACCACCUGCUGAGGGUGGAGCUCGCCGCACACAGGUCCCUGGCCGGCGCCGAGCUGAAGACCCUCAAGGACUUUGUCACUGUCCUGGCCAAGCUGUUCCCCGGACGACCGCCGGUCAGGAAGCUGCUGGAGAUGCUGCAGGAGUGGCUAGCCAGCCUUCCGCUGGACAGGAUCCCCUACGAUGCUGUGCUUGACCUGGUCAACAACAAGAUGCGGAUUUCUGGGAUAUCUCUCACAAACCGUGUCGAGUGGGUUGGAUGUCAAGGCAGCCGGCCGGGGCUGCGGGGCUACUCGUGUUCUCUCUGGGAGCUGUUCCACACUCUGACUGUUGGAGCCGGGGCCCACCCGGAGGCCUUGGAUGGCACAGGUCUGGAAGAUGACCCGCAGGCUGUGCUGCAGACCAUCAGGAGGUAUGUCCACGUCUUCUUUGGGUGUAAGGAAUGUGGCGAGCAUUUUGAGGAAAUGGCUAAAGAAUCAAUAGAUUCCGUGAAAACCCCGGACCAAGCGAUUCUCUGGCUUUGGAAGAAGCAUAACCUGGUCAACAGCCGCUUGGCAGGCCAUCCGAGUGAGGACCCCAAGUUCCCGAAGGUGCCAUGGCCCAGCCCAGACCUCUGCCCAGCCUGCCACGAGGAGAUCAAGGGCCUGGGGACCUGGAACGAAGGCCAGGUCCUGCUGUUCCUGAAGCAGCACUACAGCACGGACAACCUCGUGGACACGCACCCCGCAGACCUGGGCGGCCCCGGCGAAGGCGCCCCGGCCCCGGGCGAGAAGCAGGAGGGCAGCCGGGCUCCCCCAGAGCAGCCCCCCGCAGACCACGGUGCCGAGAGCCUGCGUCCGCCCAGCCUGCUGCCCCCCCGGCCUCGCCUGUCCGAGAGGUCGCAGCCGGGCCUGGACCUGCCGCUCGGGAGCCGGGCGGGGGCCGAGGGCCGCCGGGGCGCCGAGGCGGCCGCGGCCUUCCUGGGGAUGGGCUUCUCCAGCCUGGACAUGAGCCUCUGCGUGCUGCUGUACGUGGCCUCAUCCCUCUUCCUCAUGGUCAUGUACUUCUUCUUCCGCGUGCGCUCCAAGCGCUGGAAAGUCAAGCACCACCACCCGUCUGUGUAG
This is a messenger RNA of Rangifer tarandus platyrhynchus (Svalbard reindeer), 2145 nucleotides long. The record is from the annotation of a GenBank genome assembly. NCBI's taxonomy places the organism in Eukaryota, Metazoa, Chordata, Mammalia, Artiodactyla, Cervidae.